This is a messenger RNA of Cavia porcellus (domestic guinea pig), 1357 nucleotides long. RefSeq lists its product as uncharacterized. Bases 1 to 816 code for a protein of 271 amino acids. NCBI's taxonomy places the organism in Eukaryota, Metazoa, Chordata, Mammalia, Rodentia, Caviidae. The record is from RefSeq and is a predicted model, not a curated record. The transcript has 5 exons.
AUGGCUGCGGGUGUUUUUGUCCAGGAGAUGGCGGGCCGCACGCCUUGGCCUCGCAGGCUCCAGACGCCACCGCCGCCUUCUCCUCGUCCCCGCGUGGGGCAGCCAUCCCCUCUCCGAAGCACCCAGGGCGGACGCAGCCUCCUCUGUCCCAGCUUCCUCGCGACCCCGCGCCCUCCGCCCGCCGCCUGGGCGGGAAGUAGCGCCGUCCGCGCGCGGAGGGACACGCACGGCGUGGUGCGGCCCGCGCCUGGCUCUAGGCGGCGCGGCGAGGGGCCCUGGAGUGCACUGGGCGCCCGCCCGCGCCUGACCCCGCGCGGGUCCCGCGGCGGAGGCGGCCGCGCCCCCAGAGGCGCCCUCUGCGAUCUCGCAGGCCUCCGGGUCUGGCUCCCGCUGAGCCCCAGGCCUGGGUGUGACUGCUCGGCUGCGGGCUGUUGGUCAGGCCGAUCCGUGCGAGGAGCCCCGCAGCCCGGCGACGGGCAAGAGCGUGCCCAGGACCCAGUCAGACUUCAACGCGGGCUUCCGAUUUCUUCAGGAUUCCAAUCUAACAUACGUGCAUUCACCAGUGAGGUUGUCCUGGCUAAAACACCCCAGACUGAGGAUACUUAUGUGCCUCACUCCACGUGUUCAAGGGAGAGUGUGUUCCAGAGAGAGACCCCCGGUCCCGGGGUGGAGAUGCUGCGCCCCAAGGGCCGGGAUGGGGGUGUCUCUCCCCACAUUCCCAAAAUAAAGGUCACUCCAAGUAAGGUUAUGGUGCAGCAGUAUCCAUUGUUGGCUUACAUUCUUGUGCGGGUCAAGUUACCUGUGAAAGAAGGUUGACCUUUCCCCUCCCCCAUAAGCUGGCCAAAAGGGACACCCCACGCAGACACAGAGAAUGACUUCAGCCAAGCAACAACUCAGGCCACACCUGCCUUUACUUUAACUAACCCACUGUAAGCCAUACUGAGUUGACUUUUGGAUGUCUUAAGAAAUUUUUGAUGUGCUGUAGGGUUUGGGGUUUUUGCAUGUGGAUAUCUGGUUGUUCCAAUAUAUUUAUUGAGGGUACAACCUUUUCUCCACUUAAUUUUUGCAUCUUUGCCAGAAAUCAAUUGUCUGUUAUGUGGGUAUCUAUUUUGGGACUUUAUACUGAUACUGUGGUGAUUUGUCUAUCGUGAUAUCAAUGCCAUUUUGUCAUGAUUGGUGUAACUAUGAUAAGUUGUGGGAUUGGGGAGGGUUGGAGCUCUAAUUUUGUUCCUUUAUCAAAGUUGUUUAGACUAGUCUGCGUCUUUUCUACUUUUACAGAAAUAUAAGAAUCAAAAUGUUAAUCUUUAUGAAAAAUGAUGUUGGCAGUUUGAUAAAAAAAUAAAAUCUAUAGAAAACA